AUGCUUUCCAAGACUAAAGAAAACCAAAUUCGUAUAAUUAUUGAACCUACAUUUUCUCCAAUAAUCGAUAUGAUCGAACUUAUAUCCAAAAGAUCAUCUGAUGGCAGAAUUCCUGCGAGAGCACCAAAUGCUUUUAUAAUUUAUCGUAAAGUCUAUGUCGAAACAGCUCGCGAACAUGGUUAUUGCCUACCAAUGACCACUAUAUCUACUAUGGCUUCACAGAGUUGGGAAUA
Messenger RNA from Scutellospora calospora, 233 nucleotides. NCBI's taxonomy places the organism in Eukaryota, Fungi, Glomeromycota, Glomeromycetes, Diversisporales, Gigasporaceae. The record is from the annotation of a GenBank genome assembly.